Messenger RNA from Hyaloscypha bicolor E, 3484 nucleotides. RefSeq lists its product as uncharacterized. The transcript is spliced from 3 exons. Gene Ontology annotation, molecular function: protein binding. The coding region runs from base 355 to 3252 and encodes 965 amino acids. The record is from RefSeq and is a predicted model, not a curated record. Lineage: Eukaryota; Fungi; Ascomycota; Leotiomycetes; Helotiales; Hyaloscyphaceae.
GCUUGAGCCCCUAUUACUUGCGCCUCUGCCUCGCUCGCCUUGUUUCAUCGCGAUGCCGGUGGAAAUGAGCAGCACAUGGUUGGGCAACUCUGGGAAAGGACAACGCUCAAAGGAUGUGAGGCUCUGUAAAUGGCGGGCUCGAUCUAGUGGGGCGAUCAGAGAUCCUGACAACUUGACAUGACAAGACGCAGCGCUCGGUCAGCCCGCUUGACCGAUCAUCUGUUUACGACGUCCUGAAAUGGUACGGAUGUGAAAUAUGUCUGGAUUCAGAUCUCCUGGUCUUCAGAGAAUUACUACACCAUAUUUGAGGAAUAAAAUAGACACCAAAACAAACCAGGACUAAAUCGCUUAGUAAUGUCUUUUCUGAAGAGCAAAAAGCCUUUCUACAGGCUGCGUCCAGAGUCAAGGCUCUCGCUCGCUUCGUCCACUCCUUCUAAUUUCAGUUCCUCGAGUGAUGAUGAUCCUGAAAAGAGCAUGGCUGUUGCUCUCUUGCGAAAAUAUCGAAGUGAUCAAGGAAAGUCGAAAAAGAGGAAUGACGAUUUCAAAAACGACGACGUCAACGCAGUUUUGCUCGAAUGCCUUGAAACCCCACAGACUAUGUCUCCUGGUCUCAUCAGUGCUUUACUUGGCUAUGGGCACGAUAUCAAUUAUUCUGUUCGUGAGAAAAUAUUUGGCAGGAAGGAAAGUCAACGCACCGACAUUGUGCAGCGGGCCACGGAAAGCCGAGAUUUCCCCUUCAUUAGUUGGAAGCUGCUCAUCGAAAAGGCUGAUCAAAUAGCGCUGAACGAAGCAUUCGACUUUGCCGUUCAGAACAAUAUGGUCGCUAAAGCGGAGAGAUGUCUCCAGAUCGCAGCUUCACCUAACCGAGGACUCUGGCUUAACGCAUCAGAAGCCCUCAUGACAACGGUCGAACUCGCAGCCCAGAACAAGUCAGAGUCGCUGUAUCUCAGGUUGGUCCUUGUUCUUCUGAAAGGAGGCAAUGGGGACGUCAAUUCCACAAUACCAAAGGCCAAGAAAAAAGCUGCAGAGGCUGGUCACACGAUGAUUUCUCAGGUCCUUCUCGAACACUCGCUUUCAAUUCAGUCAAAUUCGCAACACCCUUCAUUCCAGUCAUUUGAUGAGCUGCCUCAGGGGCUUCGUGAUUCCAUUUUACUCGAAGAGACAUCCAAGGGUGUGGUUGAAGCUUGUGACAAAUUCCUUGCACUUCUCAAAAAUUCGAAGUCGAGGAUAGAGAAAUCGAGUUGCGGCACGGUGUUAGCAGAUUUACUUCAACGGUGCUCAAGUAGUGCUGAUUGGAUACCCCCGAAGACUCUGGAAGUAGUGGGAGGCUUACUCCCGAUCAGUUCAUACUGUCCAGAAGUCGACGCUGCGUUUUGUAGGACUCUGAAGAACACAGACCUGACACGCCACGACUCCUACAGAGACGCAGCAGAGCUUCUGGUUCACUCCACUCUCGGAACGACAUUCAACAUUGUUCUGGACAGCAUACCAUUAGGAUCAAAUUUCUGCGAUGAAGAUCUCUGGCGCCUUCAUUGUCUGCUUGAAUGGGGAGCAAGCGGGGAAAGUGUUCACUUGGCUUUGUGUCUGGCUCUCUAUGCUAGAAUAGAAGGGAAUGCCCCCAAACCCGAUGGUUUCAUUCAGACUCUAGUCAAUGCAGAGCUUGAUGUCAAUUUCGAGGAGGGGGAGAUUCUUCGAACUGCAGCCGAUUGCGGGAAUAUCGAAAUUCUUGGUCAACUUCUGGCUCGAGCAAGCCCGGGGACCAAAUCGUUUGCCUUUGCUGUGGCAAUCCUUGCGAGAAACGACGAGAGUUUACUACUUGCUUUAAUUGACCAAUUCAAACCAAGCAAAUCAGAACCUCCCGUUGGUCAAGAAGUGCCAGAUGGAUAUUUCCCCCACCUCUUUGUGUGUCUACAACUAUACCCCAAGUCACGAAAAUUAGUAUACAGUCUGCUGAAAGCAGGUUGCUCUGUGGACGCCGAGAUCGAUUAUUAUCCCUCCGAAGAGUAUUCGGAUGACGUUGAUAGUAUUACUCCAUUGAUAUUCGCUCUCUGUCAAUUAGGUCACGUUGAAGCCGACAAACAAAUCGGGUCCGAUGUGAUUGAUCUUCUGAUCGAAAAAGGAAACGUCAAUUUCCAGACACGGAAAUCGAUGAUAACACCGUUGAUACUUGCGGCAAAAUAUCAAAGGAAAAAGAUUGUUGCCAAGUUGCUUGAAAAGCAAGCUAAACCCUCCUCUAAAGACUUUCUGGAGCGCUCGGCGCUCUUCUACGCUUCUAGGAAUGGAGACCUCUCUUCUGUCAAGGCGCUCCUUCAGGCCGGAGCUCCAGUGGACGACGGGAGUUUGAACGAAGCUGCUAGAGAACUUCACGAUGAUGUCGUCAAGGCUUUGAUUAAGAAAGGACAUACUGUCGACUCCAGAAGCACCAACAAAGAUCAUGAUCAUCGAACGGCGUUGGAGGAAAUGCUGCUAAAGUGUGACGGGAAUGCGGGAUUAUCAAAGAUCGAAGACACCCUUCGCACUCUCACCAAAGGCAAAUUGACAGGCAAAUUGACCGACGAAGACUUCUUCAUGGCACUCAACAACCCUGCCCCGAUAACACUUGUGAAAGCCCUAUUAAAAGUCGGCAUGAAACAGCCACUGAUUGAAGGGGAUUUGUUAUUGGCAGUAUCAGUCGAUCAAUUCAGAUACUCUUACUCGCCUACUAUGUACAUUCGACAUGGCCUAAGUUCCUCGCCUGUUGAGAUGCAAGAUGGACUCCUAGCUGAGAUAAUUGGGAACAAAGGGGUAGACCGGUUCAAUGCGCAAGAGAUCGUGGUGCAGCCAGCAGGCUAUACAGGUGCACAUCCGAGGAUUCGAUUGGCCGAGGAGCAACGAAGCUACGAUCGAGAGGCAGAUAUCAAUUCACUACCACCCGGCUCUCGACAGAAGCGCAGGAAAGAGUACGAAGCAGAAGAUAGACAGUGGGCUUUUCGUCAUGAUACAGCUCGUGAAAAACUUCGACGUCAGGCUGAGGAAAAGAGACGAUAUGCUGCGGUACAAGCCCAGAUGGCUAGAGAGCAGCAACAAAGGAGCCUUGAGUUCGUCCGAGAGCAGCAACGCAAGUUGAAUUUUCAGAUCCAGCAGGGAGAUGCAAAUGAUAGGCGCCAGGACUCCAUUCGCAGACUGACAGAGAGGCGGCAUGAUUCAUUUUUGCGAGGGAUAGAUUCAUUCUCAGAAAAGGAGAGGAGGAUUGCAGGCUGGGAUAGCCUGUAGGUGCUGGUUUCCAUAUUAUCUGCAAAUACACAUUCGACAAUGUAAAAAAGCGCUUCAGGAAGUCUGCAUCCUGAACGAAUACCCUAAAAACUGAUCAUCAGGGCUUACAGAGCCUGAAGACACGCCCUGGCCCCGCGCCUUUUGGGAGCACGAAACUGAAGAGCAGAAGAAUUCCCCUGGCCCCCUUUCGGAAUAUUGGUGUGGUAGCCAUCCUCAUUAAUCGGCUCCGGCG